Molecule: messenger RNA, 2859 nt
Organism: Cotesia congregata
Lineage: Eukaryota; Metazoa; Arthropoda; Insecta; Hymenoptera; Braconidae
Source: the annotation of a GenBank genome assembly
AUGGCUGGAGGUACAUUAGAAUCGGCGUCUUUAUUCUACCAAAGCACUAAUCGUCGAGAAAUGUGCUAUUGGAUAUCACACAUUAAGCUAUCAAGGAUUAUCGUAAUAAUGCUGUUAAUUUUGUUUGUUGUCUCGUUAUUUGCGCACUACUAUUUAUCGAAGGUGGAAACAAAUGCAUCCGGCAUGGACAUGCAUCGUACCAGGUUAGAAGCAUUCGACGACUUCACAUCAAUGAAAGCCUCAGACCUAAAAUUCCGUAUAGAAGAAAUGUUGCGUAUAAAAGUAUCCGUGAGCAACGAACUCCGAGACUUGGAAGCAAAGCGCCAGCGCCUGCAACUCGAAGUCUCAGGAUUCAACCAAAAAAUCGACGAUCUAAAGCAAGAAUUGAUCCACCAACAAACUGACCUGGACCGUUUGAAAAUGAGCCUGGUUCAAGCGCAAGCAGCCCAUCGCGAAGCUAUCGAACGUAACACUCCUGAAUUAGCGCCACCCCGUCGAAUCUUGAUAAAUUCGCUUCCAACCAACCUCAAAUUCACUUCUAGCGAAUCCUCUUCCUGCCGGAUGUUCAACUGCUUCGACCACAGCCGAUGUGCCUUGACCAGCGGGUUCCCUAUUUAUCUCUACGACCCCGACAUCUUUUCCGUGAUAAACCCCACCUGGGACAUAGACGGGUUCCUAAAGACAACCAUAAAACAAACCCUCGGCUACAACGCCCACCUAACUUCAAAUCCCGCUGAAGCAUGCAUCUACAUUCUCCUAAUUGGCGAAGCUUUGCCUUCCAACAGCCAAGGACCCAGCCACCAAGUCUUCCCUCAUCCCCUGCACGUGAAAAAGCUCCACUCGCUCCCCUACUGGGGUGGCGACGGACGAAACCACAUUCUGCUGAACCUAUCUCGUCGUGAUCUCUCAAUAAACUCCAGCAACAUGCUGGACAAUUCCGACACCGGGCGAGCUAUAAUCGUCCAGUCGACUUUCUUACGAAACCAAUACCGUCCAGGAUUUGACAUCAUAGUCCCGCCAAUCCUCGGACCUCCUGGAGGCGACGUUUGGCAGGAAUGCGCUUCCAUGGUCCCAGCUCGUCGCAAGUACUUGCUGUCCUUCCAAGGUGAAAUUAAGACCACCAAGUCGCUGUCAUCAUCCGGCUCUACCAGCAGACCAAUUGAUGAUGCGGAGAUAGACCUUGAGCGCGUUGAAGAUGAAAACAACCUGGACAAGUUCAUCGUCCAGCACCUGAAUGACAUGACCACUGGAGUUACCAUGGACAAGUUCUUCAUCCAAUUCGAGUGCAUACCAGCCACUGAUGACUCCGUCAGAGGGAAGCUUUUAGAUUGGACGCUUUGUGGUACCGAGUCUUCCAGAAAGGAAAUCCUCAAGGAUUCGACGUUUGUACUGAUUUUGGCACCCAGUAACUCCAGUUUUGUCACUACUUCUUCGAUUCAGGCGAGGAUUUAUGAAGCGCUCAGGUCUGGGGCGAUUCCUGUUAUUCUGGGUGGUGAUCAGAUUUACCUCAGCUACAACGAAGUAAUCGCCUGGAGACGAGCUGUGCUUUUUCUGCCCAAAGCCAGAGUCACUGAAAUGCACUUCUUGCUCCGUGCAAUUCCUGACAGUGAUUUGCUGUUCAUGCGUCGUCAAGGCAGGCUCAUUUGGGAGCGAUACAUGGCCACUGCUCAGGGUGCUGCUGACACUAUCGUAGCUUCAAUUCGCGAUCGUUUGGGAAUCCCUGCUGUUCCGGCGAUCCAGUCUCCAAGUCCUAGUGUCUUUAAUGAGACUUUUGUACCGAUUAAAUCUGACGCAAUUGUCGCGGAGCCUGAGGCUGAAGAGAGCUUAGGUCCGCUGGAGCCUCCGUAUCCCUCCCCGGUUUUCAAGAGGAAUUACACGAUUAUGCUGAUCCACGGGCAUGAGAUUUGGAACGAGUGGGUCAAUCCUUUUUAUCUGUACCCGCAAUUGCCCUUUGAUACGGUGCUUUCUAGUGACGCUAAAUUUGUUGGGUCCGAGGUCGGGUUCAGGCCCAUUGGCAAAGGAGCUGGUGGCGCUGGCAAAGAGUUUAGCGAAUCACUAGGUGGUAAUUAUCCAAGAGAACAAUUCACUAUUGUUAUACUGACCUACGAACGCGAGCAAGUUUUGAUUAAUUCGCUGGCUCGGUUGUACGGGCUGCCUUAUUUGAACAAAGUUUUGGUUGUUUGGAACAGUCCCAAGCCUCCGAUCGAAGAUCUCAGGUGGCCUGACAUUGGCGUGCCUAUUGUUGUGAUCAAAGCCUUGAGAAACAGUUUAAACAACAGAUUCCUACCUUUCGAUACGAUCGAAACAGAAGCAGUGUUGUCCGUGGACGACGACGCCCAUCUGAGACAUGACGAAAUAAUGUUUGGCUUUCGGGUAUGGCGGGAGCACAGAGACCGCGUUGUUGGAUUCCCCGGACGCUACCACGCCUGGGAUCAAAACUUCCACAACUCGUGGAACUAUAACUCUAAUUAUUCCUGUGAAUUGUCGAUGGUACUGACGGGCGCAGCAUUUAUUCACAAGCAUUACAUGUAUCUUUACACCAACUGGCUGCCCCAGGCAAUCAGGGACAAGGUUGAUGAGUACAUGAACUGCGAAGAUAUUGCCAUGAAUUUUUUGGUUUCGCAUCUCACGCGGAAACCUCCCGUCAAAGUAACUUCACGGUGGACGUUCAGGUGUCCAGGUUGCCCCGUUUCGUUGUCUGAAGAUGAUACACACUUUCAAGAACGGCAUAAGUGUAUCAACUUCUUUGCUCAGGUAUUUGGAUACAUGCCACUACUAAAUACUCAGUACCGAGCAGAUUCGAUUCUCUUCAAAACUCGGAUAUCGCACGACAAACAAAAAUGUUUCAAAUUUAUAUAA